UGCGCGCACGCCCGCCCGCUGGUUGCCGCGGGCAGGCGCUUCUCUUUUGUCAACUUCUUUUUCAUGAUGAUGAUGAUGAUGAUGAUGAUGCUGCUACUGCUGCUGGUCUGCGAACGAGGCAUAACUAAGUUUCGUGGUUUGGCGUUGUUGAGUUUUGGGUGUGCCCCUUCGGUAGCCGAAUCUCGAGCGCGUCUUACUGACGCAUCACGAGAGUUUGGUCGUGUUCCGGAUCGUGCAUGGAUGGAGCGUCGGGGUGUGGGGAGUUCUUGCGUGUAGGUUAUCGGGGUCAAGCGUUUGCCUGAUGAGUUAUACGGAGGAGGACACCGCGGGCAGGCCCAAGCUGAGUCUUCAACCCCGUGGAUCUGCUUCUGAUAUUGCUUCAUCUUCUCCAGCCAAGUCAAGCCGACCUAACCCCUUUGGUGCUGCAAGACCAAGAGAACAAGUCAUCGCUGAAAGAACUGGAAAAAAGGAACAAGAGAUCUUGAAGGAACAAGCUGCAAAGGAAUGGAAGAAAAAUAUUGUUCUCACCGAACAACAACGCGAGGAGAAGAAAGCUGCAGAAGCAGAGUUAUCAUUUGCUAGAAGUGAACUUGUCAAAGAGGUGGAUCCAACAAAAUCUAAAGCGCUUCGAGAGGAGGUCAACCUUAUGGAAAAAAAACUUGACGAGUUAUUGGCAUCAUUCGAGGAAAUUGCUGUUCAAACUGCUCAAUCUGGUGGAUCAAGACGUCCUCGGCGUGAAGACGAGCGACCUCCUGCUGCUGUCGGUUCUGCCUAUGGUAGUAGCGAGCCUGAAGGCUAUUCUAAUUUCAGCCGGAGUCGUGAACGUGACGGCAUAAGAGGAAGCUCAUACGGUGAUACAUGGGGUGGAGUCAAGGGUGGCAAUAAGGGACAAGAAGGAUGCUACAACUGUAGAGAGGUUGGACAUUUUUCUCGUGAAUGCCCCAACCCAGUUGGCAGUCGGGGAGGUGCAGGAGCGUAUGGUGGCAACUUUGGUGGCGGUGGCGGUGGCAGGCCAUGCUACACAUGUGGCCAAGAGGGACAUAUGGCUCGAGAGUGUCCCCAAGGUGCUAAUGUAGGAGGAUAUGGCUCCCGUGGUGCUGGCGGUGGCAGCAGUUACGGUGGAGCAUACGGUGGUGGUGGCUAUGGAGGAGGUUAUGGUGGUGGUGGCACUUAUGACGAUACUACACAGUAUGGUGCUUCCCAAGGUGGCGGCUAUGGCGCAGGAAGUUAUGAUGACCGUAGAUACUCAUCUGGUGGGCGCAGCGGAAAUUACAACCAGAGCUGGUAGUAUUUAGUGUGAAUAGCAGUAGGGAGUUUCAGCCACUAUGCAUAGAGUUUUUUUAAAGAAUGUGGAGGAAAUGUGUAGCUGAGAGUUCUUCGACUGUUGUGGACUUCGAUGUUUUGGCUGCAUUUGCAUUGCAAGCAUGCUAUGAGUAGUAGCGGUGGUGCACAAAAUAGUCGUAAUGAUGAAAACACCAUGAGUUUCUUAUACCAUUAUUGUAAGCGAGUUUUAACAAUUGCUGCAUAAACUUGUGCGUUAGCAAUUGCAUAAACAGCUAGAAAUAUUUAACAGAAUGGUUGGUCAGUGUCUUGUAAUUUCCUACUGUAAUGGAAUUAGCCUGUUUUUGUUAA
This is a messenger RNA of Physcomitrium patens, 1632 nucleotides long. RefSeq lists its product as uncharacterized. The record is from RefSeq and is a predicted model, not a curated record. Gene Ontology annotation, molecular function: translation initiation factor activity; zinc ion binding. Lineage: Eukaryota; Viridiplantae; Streptophyta; Bryopsida; Funariales; Funariaceae.